GGAGAGAGGGAGGAGGAGGGCAGUACAGUUGGGGCAACCUUCUACAGUUGAGGCACCUCCCUGGAGGCUGUGACCAGUGCUGUGAGAGCUUGAGUGAGCUCUUGGGCCAGCCCAGGUGGUGUGUCUGGUCCUCCCUGGAGGUGUAUAGAUGGGAGCAUUGGUACAGGCUCUGCUAAUGUGUGGCAGAGCGUCUGCCAGAUUAGACUCAGAGAGCAGCAUAGACUUGUGUAAGGUGGAUGGUCUGUUCAGCCUGGUGGCAGAGCCGAGAGAGGAAGGAGAAAGGCUGGGAAGUAUUGGGGGCUCUGAGGAGGAGGUCAGCUAGUGAAGCUGUACUCUACCUUCUCUAAGACAAACACACCUGCUUUCCAAGGUUGUCAGACCUUGGAACAGGCUGCCCAGAGAUGUGGUAGAGUCACCAUCUCUUGUACUGUUCAAAAGAAAGUGUGAAUAUGGUCAUGGUUUAAUGGUGAACACGAUGGCUGUGCCGGGUUGACGGCUGCACUUGAUCUUAAAGGUCUCUUUUAACUCUGAAGUCUAUGGUUUUAAAGAGUGCAGGUCUAUUUACUCGGUAUGCAUUUAUUGUAGUAUACUUGUGAGUUGUGUUAGUGGUUUACACCUGCUGGCUCUACCUCUAGGAGACCAGUAGGUCAGACAAAAGGAUUACUGCGCUGCCUGCUGCUCUCAGCUUUACUUUUUUUGCCUUCACUGCACGUACCGCCCACACAUUCCCGCGCUGCCCUCAGAACGGCCCCCGCCCCACUGCUCUGCGCAGGCGCGGAGCGCGCGGGCCGCCGGGAGCCGCGGGGUUUGAGUGAGGGCGAUGGCGUCCGUGUCCUGGAACUUGGAGCAGGAGCAGGAACAGGAGCAGAAGCUGGAGCAGGGCGGGGCUCAGGCGUGGCCCCAGGGCGGCCACGACAUGGGUGUCCUCAAGCUGCUCCGCCUGCGGGACCAGAUGAAGCAGCAUCUCAUGGAGUACAGCGCGGCCGUUCGUGGCGGUGAAACAACUUUCCUCGAUCAGGUUGUUGAGGAAAAGCAUAUUCAAGGUGUCACAGAAGAUUUGCAAACAAAUAAAGAGGAAACAGAAGUCUCUUUCUGGAACAAGACAUUGGCCUUGCAAAGGAUCCAGCUUAUGGCUGCCCUGAGAAACAAAGUGAAUCAAGAUGAUAAAGACUCAUGUCUGAUCCUGGAAACAGUGAAUCGCAUAGUGUUGCUCAGCCGGACAAUAAUCAAAUAUCAGCAGCUAGCACAUGAGAAGAAACAGAAGUUGAUUGACAUUAAAAGGAAAAGACUCUCACUAAAAAAAGACCAAAGAAGAAAACUACAGCAAAUUCAGACUAUGAAGAAAAAACAAAAGAAGGAAAAAGGAAAUAAGAACCUGGAUGAAGCAAAGAUGCUUCAGAACUUAGAAAAAGAAAGAUUGAUGACUACAGUAAUUCAAAAUGUGUUUCAGAAUAUCAUAAUUGGAAGCGGAGUUAACUGGGCAGAAGAUCCAUCUUUAAAGGCGAUUGUUCUACAGCUUGAAAAAAAUGUCCAUCUUCCAUGAAUCAGGAGAAAUAUUGUUUUUCUCUCUAGAGACUCAGAAUGUGUCCAUGCAACUCUGUGAAGUGAAAUUAAAUUUCUGACACACAACAAAUGUUUGAAUGGGUAAUGCAACUGAUGAAAUUAAACUACCUGAAGACCCACUUCAUAGCUGUCUUGUCCGAAAACCUCAUGUCUCUCUGAAAGACAGCAAUAAUGCAAGAAAGAUGAAUAAUCUGUGUAUUUCAAGCUUUUACGUAAAAGUGGACUUAAACCAAGGCUCUGCUGUCCUCUUUUCCUGGGGAUGAGCAGGCUGCAGAGCUUGGGCAUGGUACCUGACUCUGGUCUGUCCCAGUGGAAAGCCCAAGAUGGAAAAACUUUUUAGCAAGUUUUUACAAUUGGGAUUUUUUUGCUAUUAAAGCGCUUCGUAUAAUUUGAAACAGCAGAAUUUUUAUGCUCUUAGUUCUUCUAACAGCCACUUGUGUCUGAAGUGGUGACUUCAUGCUAUCGACCGUGCAGCUAAGCAGCGUUUUAUCUACAUAUUUUCACCAGCAUUUGCUUUCUUUUUUUGUUUAUAUGAUGUUCAAAUGAAAUUGAAGCUUAGGGUGUAUAGCAUGUUUUGAGACAUGUACUGUCUCUUUCUAUCUUAGGGUAUAUUGUCAUUUUUAACUUGGUGAUUAACUAGCAUUUUUUUUAGGUGGGCUUUGAUCGAAUAGUAAGAAUAAAACGCUGAUUUGACUCAAAA
Molecule: messenger RNA, 2263 nt
Organism: Chiroxiphia lanceolata (lance-tailed manakin)
Lineage: Eukaryota; Metazoa; Chordata; Aves; Passeriformes; Pipridae
Gene: CENPH
Product: centromere protein H
Exons: 10
Coding region: 821-1543 (240 amino acids)
Biological process (GO): mitotic spindle organization; kinetochore assembly; chromosome segregation
Cellular component (GO): nucleus; kinetochore
Molecular function (GO): kinetochore binding
Source: RefSeq, a predicted model, not a curated record